Molecule: messenger RNA, 1767 nt
Organism: Meriones unguiculatus (Mongolian gerbil)
Lineage: Eukaryota; Metazoa; Chordata; Mammalia; Rodentia; Muridae
Gene: Saysd1
Product: SAYSVFN motif domain containing 1
Exons: 2
Coding region: 485-1039 (184 amino acids)
Source: RefSeq, a predicted model, not a curated record
CGUGUGGCAAGCAAGCAAACUAACUGGAGGUGUGCACAACCUUCAGUGAGACUAGCAUACCCCAGGAAGAGGAAGAAGGUAGGAAGCAUCUUGCCUUCCUGACACGGGAAACUUCCCAGAGACCACAGGCCUCCUCCCACUUUCUGAGAUCGCCUUUUCUAUGGUGAGGACCACUGGCUCCCAGCAUACGUUCUCCACGGAACCUGACGCCGGAUGUUGAAGACAAGUGCGCUGAGACGAGGCGCAAACACGUCACAACUUAGUUCUGCGGUCCGGGCUGUUCUGCAACAGCCAGGAGCAUACAACGGAAGAUGGACACUCCAUCCACGAGCGUCUGAAGAGAGAACUGCUCCAGGUACAAGAGGGCCACCCGAAGUCACAGAGUCUUGGAAAAUUCCCACCCGGUGCAACCGCAACGCGCAGGCGCAACAGAACGCCGCCUGCGCAGGCGCACGGCGGCCGAGGACGGGCCCGGGCGCGCGCCAUGGAACAGCGGUUAGCUGAGUUCCGGGAGGCCCGCAAACGGGCCGGGCUGGUGGGCCAGCCCUCCACGUCGAGGCUGGGCGAGCAGAUCUCAGAUGCGAAGGCGGAGUCAGAGGCGGCGACCCCAAAGCCACCUCCAGGCUGGCUGAGACGCUUCCUGAAGAGGAAAGCAAGCCCGGCCCUUGUGCGGGCCAACCAGGCUCAGGAAGCAGGCCAGCAGCCCCCUCAGAGCACAGCGGUUCCUCUGCCUUCUUCCUGCUGCCAGUCUUUCCUGACCAACAUCACCUUCUUGAAGGUUCUCCUCUGGUUGGUCCUGUUGGGUCUGUUUGUGGAACUGGAAUUUGGCCUGGCUUAUUUUGUCCUGUCCAUGUUCUAUUGGAUGUAUGUAGGGACCCGGGGUCCCGAGGAGAAGAAAGAAGGGGAGAAGAGCGCCUACUCUGUGUUCAACCCUGGCUGUGAAGCCAUCCAGGGCACCCUGACUGCAGAGCAGCUGGAGCGUGAGUUACAGCUCAGGCCCCCGGAGGGAGGUAGGACCAUUCCUAGCUGGUCCUCCUAGUCUUGAGCAUGGACUCUACAGGACAAAGGACAGCUUGCAGGAUUGCCACAUUCUCCAUUUUCCCCCUGAUAUGCUGCAGUUUCAUCUUCGAACUUCUCUUUGAUUUGGGCGAAAUUUUCUAAAGGGCUCUCAGUGGGGCUGGUGCAGUUUAUAAAGUCAUAUAAGAAGGAGGCUGGUGUGUCUCAUUAUUGGAGAAUGGUGAUAGUGGCACACUAAAGAUGCAUUGUGAGGUUCUCUGGUUUACCCAGUGUUUGGUGGAUAAGUAGGCACAUCAGGGCUCUGUGUUACACAUGAAUACUCUUUUAAAAUAGUUUAAUAUUUACAUAACUAAGUUCCAGGCCAGCCAGGGAGACUGGUCUCUCUUUCUCUUUAAAUGUUUUAAGUGUUUUGCCCAAAUGUAUACAGAUGUACCAUGCGUGUUCCCAGUACCCUCAGAAGUCAGAAGAGAGCAUCAGAUCCUCUGUUAUGAGUUAUGGUGGUUGUGACCCACCAUGUGGAUGCUGGGUUCUGAAACCUCAGUCCUCUGCAAGAGCAACAAGUGCUCUUAAUCAUUGAGUCAUCUCUCGAGCUUUUCAAAAAAUGUACAGAAUUAUUUUUCCAAAAGGUUCAAGUUGCAGGUUUUAGGAAGUUUUGUUUUUGUCUUGCUGCUUCUUUUUGUUCAUCAAUGCUAUUGAAAUAUAAAAUGUCUUUAAGAUACUUUCUUUCCAUAAACAGGUCCUUACACACUA